AUGGCGGACAAGAUGGAAGGCGUACUAAUGGGUGGCAGUCUUGUAGAUCCUAGCAAAUACCCCGUUCCCAUCGAAACAAUCUAUGUCAACAACCUCGAGGAGCGUGUCAAAAUUGAUACCAUGAAACAAGCCUUAACCCGUGUGUUCCAAUACUAUGGGCCGAUUCUCGACGUGAUUGCGAAGAGCAGUCUGAAGCGCAAGGGACAGGCAUUCAUCGUGUUUGACAGCGAGAAGGCAGCGCUGGAGGCUGUGGAGGAGAUGAAUGGAUUUGAAAUGUACGGAAAGGUCAUGAGAGUCCAUCGGGCCAAAACACACAGCGACGAAACGGUCAAGCGGAAGGCGCCCGAUAUGUUCGAGGACCACAAGCGGAAGCGACUGACACUCAAGGAUUUUAAGCGUGCCGAAGAAGACGCGAAAGCGCAAGCCAAUCCCGUCGCCGCCGAGAAGCCUCGCGCCGCCAAAACUGGAGCUGCCGCCGUCCCCGACGAAUACGUGCGACCCAACAAGACGCUCUUUCUGCAGAACAUCCCCCGCGACGUCGACGAGGACGACCUUACGACCAUAUUCGAGCGCUUCGAGGGCUUCAAGGAAGUGCGCCUGGUAUCAGUCAGGGCUGUUGCCUUUGCCGAGUUUGAAAACGAGCAGUUUGCGAUUACGGCAAAAGAGGCAACGGCGAAUACCCCGAUCGGCGCUGAGGGCAAGCCUAUGAAAGUCACGUACCAGCGACAGCAGUAG
Molecule: messenger RNA, 735 nt
Organism: Bipolaris sorokiniana ND90Pr
Lineage: Eukaryota; Fungi; Ascomycota; Dothideomycetes; Pleosporales; Pleosporaceae
Exons: 4
Coding region: 1-735 (244 amino acids)
Biological process (GO): mRNA splicing, via spliceosome
Cellular component (GO): U1 snRNP
Molecular function (GO): U1 snRNA binding
Source: RefSeq, a predicted model, not a curated record